Molecule: messenger RNA, 3431 nt
Organism: Poecilia reticulata (guppy)
Lineage: Eukaryota; Metazoa; Chordata; Actinopteri; Cyprinodontiformes; Poeciliidae
Source: RefSeq, a predicted model, not a curated record
GAUCGGUGAUGUUCUGAGCAGCUUCACGUUUUAGAAGGCAGCGCCAUAAAUCCAGCAGGACUGUGCGUGGGCCACAGCUUUAGCACACAAUGAUGAAGCACGGUGCCAAGCUUCCCUCCGCAGCGGACUGACUGGCUGCCUCGGUGCGUUUGGGUGUCAGACAAGAAAGGCGUGGCAGUGGGACGGUCCAGGCGCACCGAGCGGUGGAAGAAAAAAACCACACACACACACACCAAGGUCCAAUGACCUGGGAUCAGCUGAGGCCCCGGAGCUUCCUCAUAUAGGAGCGCUGCUGAAACAUAUUGGCUCUAUUACUGACUAAAUCUGCGCCUCUAAGAGCCACCUUUAGGCCGUGGGUGUGCCUCACAUCGGACGCUAUCGUGAGGUCUCCACCAGGCUAUAACACACCCACUAUAAAACGCAGAAGAUGAGUAAGUCUCCCACCCCAAAGGGCACUCCGGUGCAGCGCAGCCCCAGCGACGGGGUCCCCGAGAGCCUCCAGUCUCCCCAGCACUCCACCCCCGUCUCUGGACACAAGAAACGGAUCUCCAGCCUCCUUCAGAGUCCGUCCUUCAGAGAAGAGCUGGAUGUGCUGAUCCAGGAACAGAUGAAGAAGGGCGGCAGCUCAUCCAAUCUGUGGGCCCUGAGGCAGCUCGCCGAUUUCAUGGCCUCUCACGGCUCGCCAGCCGCCUUGCCUGUCUCACCUUCCAACAUGAUGAUGGUGACCCCCAUCAAUGACCUGCAUGGCUGGGAGCCUGGCAGCUUGGUGAAGGGGGAGCGGCUGAUGCGCUGCAAACUGGCCAGCACCCACCGACUCUUCGACCUCUACGGCUGGGCUCAGAUCAGCCACACGCUUCUCACGCUACGUGUGAGUAAAGAACAGGAACACUUCCUGGUGCUUCCAGAAGGCCUGGCCUACAGUGAGGUGACCGGAUCCAGUCUGGUAAAGGUGAAUCUUCUGGGUGAGGUGGUGGAGAAGGGCAGCACCAACCUCCAGGUAGACACCGACAAGUUCAGCCUGCACUCGGCCAUCUACUCGGCCCGACCCGACGUCCGCUGCCUGCUGCACCUCCACACACCUGCUACGGCGGCGGUCUCUGCGAUGAAGAGCGGCCUGCUGCCGCUGUCCCACGAGGCUCUGCUGGUUGGUGACGUGGCCUACUACGACUACAACGGCGUAGUGGGGGAGGAAGAGGACCGGAUGGAGUUACAGAAGAGCUUAGGACCCACUUGUAAGGUUCUGGUGCUGAGGAAUCACGGCAUCGUGGCUCUGGGGGAAUCGAUGGAGGAGGCCUUCUACACCAUCUACCAUAUACAGGCAGCCUGUCAGAUACAGGUGUCAGCUUUGUGUAGUUCUGGAGGGGAGCACAACCUUAUUAUGUUGGACCGGGCGAUCCAUAAACCCAACCCAACAGGCACCGUGAGCUGGGCCGGCUCCACCUUUGGGCCCCUGCAUAAGAGCCGCACCGGGGAACAUGAGUUUGAAGCUCUUAUGAGGACUCUGGAUAAUCUGGGCUAUCGUACAGGCUACGCCUACCGCUUCCCCGUGCUGCUGGAGCGGACGCGGACGCGGAGGGAGGUGGAGGUGCCGGCGACCGUAACGGUCUUCCACCAGUUUGAUGACGACGGCGUCCACCCGGCUCUGAGGCAGCACCCAUUUGCCCAGCGCCAGCAGCAGGAGAGGACCCGAUGGCUCAACACUCCCAACACCUACCAGAAAGUCAGCCAGGAGGAGGCGAGCCCGGGACACCAGCGCACCACUUGGCUGAAAACAGAAGAGCUGACUCAGGCUGGCAGCACAGCCAUCAAGAUAGAGAACCCAAACCAGUUUGUGCCUCUGUUCACCAACCCUCAGGAGGUGAUCGAAACACGAAACAAGAUACGACAACAGAACCGUCAGGAUAUGAAGACGGCAGGACCGCAGUCGCAAGUCCUCGCAAGCGUCAUAACAGACGACAGCCCUCCGGUACCAGCAGCACCGACCCCAGUGAGCCCACCCAAAGUUCCACCAGAACCAGAACCACCCAAUCCGUUCAACGAGCUGACAGACAAGGAGCUGGAGGAGUACCGCAAGGAGGUGGAGCGAAAACGGGACGGAGGGACCGACGGGGAGGAGGUGGAGAAUGGUUUGGAGUCUCCUCCUGCUACCUCCCCUACAAAAGACCCUGCAGUCAGCCUCCCUCCUGUCUCAGCAAUGGAGGUACACAACAACUCUCCGGUCAUUCAGAAUGGAGGCGACGAGGAGAAACAGGUGACUAAAGAACUGGAGGAAGGGAUGAAGGCGCUCUCGACCAACGACACCUCCUCCACUCCCGCCGCGCCGCCAAUCAAACCGCAGGGCGGGACCCCCGAGGGCUCGCCGUGCAAGUCUCCGUCCAAGAAGAAAAAGAAGUUCAAGCCACCAUCGUUCCUGAAAAAGAGCAAGAAGCAGAAGGAGAAAGUAGAGACCUGAGAUGGGUCCCACAGACACGUCAGGCCUCGCCGAAGCGCCACAGGUCGUCACGUGUGACUGGAGCAGUCGACGGAACCACAUCACAAUCAUUCAGAGCCAUUUCAAUGUCGAACCCCCAGACACGGUAUCUUAAGAGUGCCACUGCUAGCCACCGAAUUUGAUGUUUGUGGUGAUUCAUCGAGUAAGUUUAAAGAGCUCCUGUAAUUACUUUCACCAACUGUUUGAUCCAGGUCAGACACAGCCCAGCCAUCCAGUUUGACUCACUACUUUCGAUCACUCUCACGGUUUUCUGUACUCCACAAGUCACCACUAUCGGUUUGUCACUUCAUCUCACUGUACAGGAAUUCAACCAUGUUUCCUCUCUCAAAGCAAGCCUGUGACUUGGAUCCUGUAUAAGUGACACUUUAGUUUUUCUGACAAUACAUGUUGGAAGGUAAAGUGUGUUAUUCAUGUAUAGCACUUAACAUAGGUAGAUCGAUGUUCUUGCACGUCUUAUUCUUUCAUCAUUAUACAUUUUCUCUUAGCCUUUGGUUGUAGUUAUCAUGUAGAUGUUGCAGGUUUAGUCUGUGAAGACAGUCGCAGUAUGUGUAGAAAUCUACUGAUAGCUAUUGAUUGUGCGGAGUUGACGGAAAGCAGGGAAAUGUCGCCUAGCUACAGGUUAAGCUGCAAUUUUAGCUGUUAUUAACCAAAAAGGUUAAUCUAAAAAAUAAAAAUGGUUGCUCGUUAUUGCAAUCAGAAUAUGCGGAGGGUACCCAACAUUCCACUUUUCUUGUUUGGUUUUAAAACAUACAUGUGCAAAAGACCCCUUUCCAAGUCAUUUUUUUUCUGUUUGAACCAGUAGCUAUUAUCAAACUGCUGAUGUGUGAUGGUGGCUCAUUGGUUUGAAUUCAUUUUCUAUAAGAAUGUAUAUGUGAGUGUUGCAAGGUUGCAAUGUAUCAGUCAUUAAAGAUCCAGUUAGGUUUCAAGUUUGCUGAGCGAA